Molecule: messenger RNA, 1951 nt
Organism: Phalacrocorax carbo (great cormorant)
Lineage: Eukaryota; Metazoa; Chordata; Aves; Suliformes; Phalacrocoracidae
Source: RefSeq, a predicted model, not a curated record
AUGAGCACAUUUUCCAUUGUAAAUGCUCGCAACGUUUCGCUGGCUGACUCCCUCGAGGCCAGCGGCAACUGGACGGCUGUCACCCAGUUUACCCAGCCGGGAUGGCAGAUUGCUUUGUGGGCUAUCACCUAUUCCUUCGUCGUUAUCACAUCCAUCGUUGGCAAUGUCACCAUCAUCUGGAUUAUUCUAGCGCACAGGAGGAUGAGGACUGCUACCAAUUACUUUAUCGUUAAUUUGGCCCUUUCGGAUUUGCUGAUGUCUGCUUUCAAUACCACCUUCAAUUUUAUUUAUGCCAGUCACAACGUCUGGUAUUUUGGCAAGGAAUUCUGCAGGUUUCAGAACUGGUUCCCCAUCACGGCAAUGUUUGUGAGCAUUUACUCCAUGACAGCCGUGGCUGCAGAGAGGUACAUGGCAAUAAUUCAUCCCUUCAAGCCCAGGCUCUCUGCUGGAAACACCGGGGUCAUCAUAGGGAUAAUCUGGCUGGUGGCAUUUGGGCUUGCCUUCCCGCAGUGCUUCUACGCCAAGAUCAUGAUGGACAACGGAACAACAAAAUGCAUCGUUGUCUGGCCUGAUGAUGUUGGCUCCAAGCACCAGCUCACGUAUCACAUUGCAGUGAUCGUGUUGAUUUAUUUACUGCCUUUAAUGGUGAUGUUUGUCGCAUACAGCAUUAUAGGAAUUACUCUGUGGAGCAGUGGGGUUCCAGGCAACCACCUUAACAGAGUCCGCUACGAACACCAAUUUAAUGCCAAAAAAAAGUUUGUGAAGACCAUGGUGGUAGUUGUGAUAAUUUUUGCUGUCUGCUGGCUGCCCUAUCACAUAUACUUCAUCCUGGGAAGUUUCAAGGAAGACAUCUACCAGCAGAAAUACAUUCAGCAGGUUUAUCUCGCAAUCUUUCUCCUUGCCAUGAGUUCAACGAUGUACAACCCCAUCAUAUACUGCUGUCUUAACCAAAGGUUUCGUUCUGGCUUCAAACUGGCCUUCCGGUGGUGUCCGUGUAUAAAAGCAACUGAGAAAGACAAACUUAAACUUAUGCAACCAUCUCUUUACCAGACAACCCGCAGGAAGUCAAGAACAAGUUUCAACACAGAAAGCCAACUGAAUGAGAAAGAGAAGACAUCGUUUACCCUCACCCAGCUAAUGCUUUGAUUUUCUCCUCCCGGUUCUGGCUCUAUCCUAAUACACCAUUUUGAGGCAGCAGGUUUGAGAAGCCUGAGGGUGGUCUUUUUUUCUGGAGCAACUGUUUCCUAUGGGACUUUUUCAGAUGCCAUCACAGUGAAAGCAGCCUGCUGAUAAUACUUAUAUCCAUGAAGGUCCAACUAUGACCCAGCUAUGGAUGCAAGUUCAGCCCUCCCUUACACCAACAACUGCAGUACAGAACAGAGAUUUUGCCCAUGAGGUCAGCAAAGCAGUGAAUCAGACCUGAGGCAGUGCCAAUUAGUAGAAUAUCACUUAUUCUCUUCCAGAUAGCGUUCUCCUACUUUGUGUUCCACCGAGACGCUUAAACCUGUAAAAGUGGCGAUAGAGCAGAAAGGCCCAGUUUGGAGGGACCCCAUGGUGUGGGCAGCUAAAUCCCAUGGCUCGGCAGACCCAAGGUGGACAAGACUGUGGAGAAAAGCUUGUUUAUGACAGAGGCAAAUUCUAGCACAUCAAGACUGAAAAGCCUGCCCUGAAAAUCUUCUGAAUUCUGGGAUUUUCAUGCCUGCAACUUCACCAACACCAUCUCUCAGCAGUUAAAAGUAAGAAACAGUUCCUCCAGAUGUCAUCAUUGCAUGGAUUUCUAUAAAUCUGUACCAAACUACAAUGUUAUUUUACUAUUAAACUGCGCCCAAGUGAUUCCUCUAACUUCACAUAGUUAAUAGAGCCAUAGCUUUGCACACAAAAAGCUCCUACAACGUCGAAAAGAUCCAGUUAUUGAAAUAAUCCUCUUUGCUCUGUGAAAGCAAAACUAUAC